AUGACAAACCAAAAAAAUGUGGCCAUAAAGGUGGCAGUUUCCAACUCCUCCCUCUUCACGAGGGCGGCCAAAAAGCUGCGGGGAAGUGUUAUUACCAUUUCAAAGAAGAAGCCACUUCAGAAUCUUGAUAACAAUGGCGGUUCAAGAAUCAACGGUUGGGUUGACUCAAUGAGAGCAUCUUCCCCCUCUCAUAUCAAGUCCUCAGCUCAUUCUGAAGAUUUAAACUCUUGGAUUGUGCACCAUCCAUCCGCUCUCGACAUGUUUGAGGAAAUAACAAAUGCAUCAAAAGGAAAGCAAAUCGUCAUGUUUUUAGAUUAUGAUGGGACACUAUCCCCCAUAGUGGACGACCCUGAUAGAGCCUUCAUGUCUGAUGCGAUGAGAGCGACAGUAAGAAAACUAGCUAGAUAUUUUCCAACGGCUAUAGUAAGUGGGAGAUGCAGAGACAAGGUGUAUAGCUUUGUUCGUUUGGCUGAGUUGUACUAUGCCGGAAGCCAUGGCAUGGACAUAAAAGGCCCAUCAAAAGGUUCCAAACACAAGAAAAAAUGGAGUGAAUUAGCACAGCAAGUUAGAACAGUACUGAAGGAGUAUCCAAAGCUUCGAUUAACCCAAGGAAGAAAGGUUUUAGAAAUUCGUCCAACUAUUAAAUGGGACAAAGGCAAAGCCCUUGAAUUUCUAUUAGAAUCACUUGGAUAUGCAAAUUGCACCAAUGUUUUUCCUGUUUACAUUGGAGAUGAUCGAACAGAUGAAGAUGCCUUUAAGGUUAUAAGAGAAAGAGGUCAAGGGUUCGGAAUUCUAGUUUCAAAGAUGCCAAAAGACACGAAUGCAACUUAUUCUUUGCAGGAACCUUCCGAGGUAAUUAAGAAUCUUGGCACUAACUGGUCCUUGUACAACCUUUGUAAUAAAGAUUACAAGGAGAAAUUUGUAACUUAA
Messenger RNA from Fraxinus pennsylvanica, 930 nucleotides. The record is from the annotation of a GenBank genome assembly. NCBI's taxonomy places the organism in Eukaryota, Viridiplantae, Streptophyta, Magnoliopsida, Lamiales, Oleaceae.